CACAUCAUGCUGUUUCUGAAAUGUAAAUUUUCCUACUCUUUUUUUUUUUUUCUUGGUACUUAAGUAAGCCUGAUUGCUUAGGAAGUCUCAGUAGCCUUUUCAAAUGUGAAAAGGUAGAAUUACCCCUUAGCAUCUGAUAGGUAACUGGCUGUAGUGAUAGCUCAGUGGAUUUGGAGCUGGCAUGCUCAGAGCUCUCCUGGGGUUGCUAUUGAUCUUGGCGUGUUAUUGCUUUUGAAGGGACUGAUCUUUGAAACCAGGGCUGCAGGAAGUCAUUUAAGGAUGUGUUUGCAUCCUGCUGAGCAAUGAAACUGCGAGGAUUUCAGUGGGAAGGAAACUCCUCUCGAAACAGAUGCGGUGUUUAUCUGCUUUCCCUAAUUAGCGCUCCAUCUUCCUGGAGGUGGUAUUCUCCACAGCAUCCCCUGGGCAGCAGGAGGCCAGCACUGGUGUCAAGCCCCCACUUGCCCAAAACUUAAUUGGUCCCAGCUGUGCUUUGCAGAGCUCUAUUUCUGAGGCGCCUGAGCUCAGCGCAGGUGUUUUGCUGUGCUGCCUGCACGGCUGUUUGCACACCUGCAGUUGCUCUUCUGAGACCAAGCGGUGCAGAGAGAAGGGUUGGUUCUCCAGCGAGCUCCUGGCUUCUCACAGGAAGAUGAAGAAGCGCUAUGUGGUGGCCGGAGUCCUGACUGCAGCCCUGCUGGGGCUCAUCUUGUUCCUGGGACUCUUCUUCGGGCUGCGCUCUGACUCAGGGGACACGCACACUUAUAAGAGGGCGGCUGUGGCUACAGAUGCGGGGCAGUGCUCGAUAAUUGGAAGGGACAUCCUUCAGCAAGGUGGAUCAGCAGUGGAUGCUGCGAUUGCAGCUCUGCUUUGUGUAGGACUCAUGAAUGCUCACAGCAUGGGCAUUGGAGGGGGCCUCUUCUUUACCAUCUACAGCAGCACAGGCAAAGUGGAAAUCAUUAAUGCAAGAGAGGUGGCUCCAAAAAGAGCAUCGAAGGACAUGUUUGGGAACAACACACAGCUCGCUCUGAAAGGAGGACUGUCCAUUGCUGUUCCAGGAGAAAUUCGUGGGUAUGAACUAGCUCACAAACGUCAUGGCAAACUGGCAUGGAAAGAUCUGUUUCUGCCCAGCAUCAAGUUGGCAAGAGAAGGAUUCCCUAUUGGGAAAGGCCUUGCAGCAGCCAUCAAAUCAAGAGAGGAGUCAAUUGAAAGCAAUCCCUCACUGUGCGAAGUGUUCUGCAGAGGAGGAAAAAUUCUCCAUGAGGGCGAUAUCGUCAAGAUGCCUAAACUGGCCAACACGUACGAGACUAUAGCCAGUGAAGGAGCAGAUGCCUUUUACACAGGAAGCCUGGCGAAACAGAUCAUCGAUGACAUCCGCAGUGCAGGGGGCAUUGUCACAUUGGAUGACCUGCGGGACUACAACGCGACAGUGAUCGAAGACCCCAUACAGGUCACACUUGGAGAGUUUACCCUCUACACGCCUAGUGCCCCCCUGAGUGGCCCAGUGCUAGCCCUCAUUUUCAACAUACUGAAAGGAUAUAAUUUCUCUGCUGACAGCGUCAAAACCAUGGAGGAGAAAGGUCUGACUUACCACCGCAUUGUGGAGGCCUUUCGCUUUGCCUACGCCAAGAGGACUUCACUGGGAGAUCCAAAAUUUGUCAACGUUACAGAGGCGAUCAGAAACAUGACGUCCACGUUCUUUGCGGAUAGUCUCCGGAGGAAAAUCACAGACAACACCUCCCAUCCAGUUGACUACUAUGAGCCAGUAUAUUACACUGGAGAUAAUGCCGGUACAUCCCACCUCUCCAUUGUGGCUGAUGAUGGCAGUGCUGUGUCCGCCACCAGCACCAUCAACCAAUACUUUGGCUCUGAUGUACGAUCCAACGUGAGUGGAAUCAUAUUUAAUGAUGAGAUGGAUGACUUCAGCUCACCUAGCAUAAUCAAUGGAUUUGGGAUCCCUCCUUCUCCAGCAAAUUUCAUAGCACCAGGUAAACAGCCGAUGUCCUCUAUGUGUCCCUCCAUCUUGGUGGAUAAAACGAAAAAGGUCAAGAUGGUGGUCGGUGCUUCUGGAGGAACAAAAAUAACUACAGCAACAGCACUGACUAUCAUGAAUUCCAUCUGGUUUGGUUAUGAUGUGAAGAAAGCAGUGGAAGAGCCCAGAAUUCACGAUCAGCUGUUUCCCAAUAUCACGGAGCUUGAGCAGCAAAUAGAGGAGGGUAUAGAAGAACAGCUAAAGAAGAGAAAACACGAUACCACGCGGGUGAGUGGCGGUGCAGUUGUGCAGGCCAUUCUCAGAACAGAUAAAGGAUGGGCUGCAGCCUCCGAUUCCCGGAAAGGUGGCUUCCCUGCAGGAUACUGAUGUGGCUCGGCUCCCUUUUUCAGUGGUCUAGUGACACUGAGGUGUGUUUGGGGGGAAGAUCCUUUAGGUCUGCGACUCAGGGACUUCUCACACGAAAGAGAACAAAUUUACCUGUGGUUCUAUUGACAGAGCUGGGACAGUUCUCUACAGCCAUGACCGCAGUGCCUCGUGCCACAGCAGUUUGCUAAGACAGGCAUGUCUGCCAGGACGUGCAGUACUUACUUGAAGAGCCUGUUCUGCCUUGAAGAGCUUGUGCCCUGCCUCCUCUCCAUCCCGUGAAGACAGGUUGGGUACCCAGAGUUUGUGAAGAAGGUCCAGCUCGCUCAGCUGCAGGAGGUGUUUCCCCUGCACAGCGUCAGCUCCCUGUCACCGCUAGAGAAGAGUUUUGUUUCCUGUUGAGUAGAUGGGAGUUACAGGACUCUGAGGACUGGGUUUUGUAAGUGACAAACUAACAGAUCUGUGCCAUAGCAGGAAGCCCAGCUCUAGACUGGGAUACGCCUUCACAAACUCACCACUCUUUCUUUUAACAAAAGAUGCUUCUGCUUUUCACUUCAGUUGAUUAUUGGAGAUGAGUGGGGAAAUGGGGAAAUGGCUUCAAACUUUUUUAUAUUUCUGUUGAGAAGGUCUAAAGGGAAGAUGCUACCUGUAAAACUCUGAGCACAACUAUAAUAAAUAAAUAUGGAGUCACACA
Messenger RNA from Aquila chrysaetos chrysaetos, 3044 nucleotides. RefSeq names its product gamma-glutamyltransferase 1 (gene GGT1). Bases 647 to 2353 code for a protein of 568 amino acids. Gene Ontology annotation, biological process: peptide modification; glutathione catabolic process; regulation of immune system process. The transcript is spliced from 13 exons. NCBI's taxonomy places the organism in Eukaryota, Metazoa, Chordata, Aves, Accipitriformes, Accipitridae. Gene Ontology annotation, cellular component: plasma membrane. The record is from RefSeq and is a predicted model, not a curated record. Gene Ontology annotation, molecular function: glutathione gamma-glutamate hydrolase.